Messenger RNA from Scomber japonicus (chub mackerel), 2540 nucleotides. RefSeq names its product immunoglobulin superfamily containing leucine-rich repeat 2 (gene islr2). Bases 1 to 2136 code for a protein of 711 amino acids. NCBI's taxonomy places the organism in Eukaryota, Metazoa, Chordata, Actinopteri, Scombriformes, Scombridae. Gene Ontology annotation, molecular function: protein binding. The record is from RefSeq and is a predicted model, not a curated record. The transcript has a single exon.
AUGGCGAGAAGGCUUCUGCAGCUCCUUGCCUUGUGGACUACUGUGAUCGGUAUUGUGCAGUGCUGUCCAGAGCUAUGCAGCUGCCAGGAUAAAUUUUCCCAUCAGUUUGCUGACUGUGCUUACAAAGAUCUGCUAGUGGUACCUGUGGGUCUACCCCUUAAUGUUACCACUGUGAGCCUAUCUGCUAAUAAGAUCAAAUUACUGAAAAGUAAAAGUUUCAUCAACAUUACUCAGGUCACCUCUCUCUGGCUGGCCCAUAAUGAGAUAGUAACCAUAGAAACGGACACCUUGGCCCCCCUGAUUCAGCUCCGCAACCUUGACAUCAGCCACAACAAAAUUGUGAACUUUCCAUGGGAGGAUCUGCACAACCUCAAUGCCCUGCAGCUUCUGAAAAUGAACAACAAUGAAAUGGUGAAUCUUCCAAAGGAUGCCUUCUCUACACUCAAAGACCUGAGGUCGCUGCGCAUUAACAACAACAAGUUCACCACUAUUGUGCAAGGAACCUUCAAUGCUCUCUCUUCCAUGUCGCACCUUCAGAUUUUUAACAACCCCUUCACAUGCUCCUGCAACCUGGAAUGGCUGAGGGACUGGAUCACAACAACCAAGAUUGCUGUUCCUGAGCCAAACGCCAUUUUAUGUAUGUCACCUGAACACCUGAAAGGUACAAUGAUUACAAAAAUCCCCAUACUGGACUGUAAGGCCCCUACUGUCACAAUAACCUACCAGCCCAAUCUUGAAAACACAGAGGUCAUUGAGGGCUCCAUGGUCAUUUUAACCUGUGAAUCAAAAGGAAGCCCCAAACCACAAGUCAGCUGGGAGGUGAAUGCAGGAAAUCAAAAUGUUUUAUUCCCCUUGCCCACCACUAUAGACACAAACGAUAUGCCAAUCAAUGAUAAAACAACCAACGAUCGAUUUCUCGUCUUUCAAAAUGGCACGCUAAUCAUCCCUCACAUGAGUAAAAAGGAAGAUGGAAAUUACAGCUGCUCUGCAGUGAAUGAUUUAGGGAAGGCAGAGAGCAGUGUUAAAGUAUCUCUGGCAGUCACCCAAAAACAUGCCACUAAGUCAACAGUUGAAUCUACAGUGGACAAGAUCCGCCCUUCUGUUACAAAGAAUACAGAGCCCAAGACCUCCAAGAACAAUGUGAUCAACUGGUCUAAGUCUGAAGAAAACUCAAAGUUCAGUCCUGAAAGCUCUUCAGAUAAACAUGAUGGAAUUGGUGGUGGUUCAAAGGUCCCCACCUUUGCAAGCAAAUGUGGUGUGAGAGAUAGCAGUGAAUACAUCUCCAACCAUGCCUUCAACAUGAGCUUGGAUGACCUGAAGCAGUACACUUUUGAUUUUGGUGUUAUUGCACUAGAAGUGUCAGAGACGGAGGCCAAAGUACAGCUGAAUCCACUGCAGCUUCCUAGCAGCAAAUCCAACCUUCAUCUCAGUCAAACUGGAAACUCAGAAGCAGUGAAUAAAGAGGUUUUGGGUCUGCUUCAGUCUGCAUCCAGCAAAACCACCCUGGACAUGCUCUACCUCUGUGUAAAUACGGGUAAAGGACACUCCAUGGUUCAAUGGUCCAAUAUAGAGGAGGGGGUUAAUUCCUACCGCUUCCACGGUUUACAGCCUGGCACCAAUUACACACUUUGUCUCACCUAUGGGGGGCAGGACUGCCAAGUCCAAGUUGUCUUUACAACUAGGAAGAAGAUCCCCUCCCUACUUAUCAUUGUAAUUGUCAGCAUUUUCCUAUUGGGUCUGGCAACUGUGCCCUUGCUGGGGGCCACCUGCUGCCAUCUAUUAUACAAGUACCAAGGAAAGACCUACAAGCUGAUCAUGAAGACUCAGAAUCCGGAUCAGAUGGAGAAACAAAUGACUGGAGAUUUUGAUCCCAGGGCAUCUUUUGUGGAGUCAGAAAAAACCUUCAACCCCAGCGAGUUGGGAGAGGAGGAGGGAGAGGCCGACGGAGACGAAGGAGAUGGAGAAGGAGAGGCUGAGGGCAGCGUGGUGACAGAGUCCAUCCCUGGAUCCUCAUCCAAAACCAACCAGGAGGAGUUCGAAGUGGGCUCCGAGUACAGUGACAGAUUACCACUGGGAGCAGAGGCAGUCAACAUUUCGGAGGAGAUCAACGGCAACUACAAGCCCCCAAGCCGCUGAGCUCCUCUGAUGUCUGCCAGUGUAUUGUAUAAUAUUUUACUUUAAAGUAGCCUACAUUCAAUCAGGUAACUCACCCACCAUUACUACACGUGAAAACAAUGGCAUCGAUAUAAAACGGUGACUUUUUUUAUUUUUUACCUCAGAAAGUACUCCGUCAUUCACUGAGAUUGUGAAUUGAUUCAUGUGACAUUUGUAGUCUGCUGUAAGUUUACAGUGCAAGUACAAAUUUCUACAGUUUAUCAGACCUCAAAACUGGACAGGAAAGCAACAAAAUGUUCCCUUUCUGCAGGACAGACACAGAUGGGCAUGGGUGCAAAUUGUCCAUAUAAGGUGAGACGCGGAGCUCGCCGGAGUUAUGCGUAAUUUGAUGGCAAAAGGUGAAAAGUAUUAUCACCAAGAGCACA